CAUACGUUGUUCUCUCCCUUGACAAAGUCCAUCGUGUGAAGCUAUGCAAGUAUUGAAUCCAGUAAAAAGUGUGGGUAUAGCAUUUGCUACAUACGUAGUACAGUCUACAGCCCAUAAAACUGUUUUACCUAUACUUAGCAGUAAUAGAAAAUAUUCAAAAAUGUCCAAGUUGAGGGGAGCUGACAGAUUGAAAGGAACGGAGAAAAAUGUCUGGGUAGAGUUUGGAAAGCUUGCUGUCGAUUAUAAAGCUUUGAAUUUAGGACAGGGAUUUCCCGAUUUCAAACCCCCACAACAUGUGAUUGACAAGAUGGUUCAUGCUGUUGAUGGUUCAGAUAAUGCUUUACUGAGUCAGUACACUCGUAGUUAUGGACAUCCAAGAUUGGUGAAUGUUCUUGCCAAAUUGUAUAGCCCUUUAAUAGGCCGAACUUUGGACCCAAUGAAUAAUGUUACCAUUUCUAUUGGGGCCUAUGGUGUUUUGUUUUGUGCUAUUCAAGGGUUGAUUAAUCCUGGUGAUGAGGUAGUUAUUGUAGAGCCAUACUUUGAUUGUUAUGAACCUAUGGUAAAAGUGGCUGGUGCCAUUCCAAAAUAUGUCCCACUCCGUCCAAUAAAGAAAGAAGGUGUGCUGUCAAGUGAUGAUUGGAAGUUAGAUCCUGUAGAAUUGGAAAGCAAGUUUAGUGCCAAAACUAAAGCUAUAAUGAUCAAUAAUCCUAAUAAUCCAGUAGGAAAGGUAUUUAGGAAAGAAGAGUUGGAAAUGAUAGCCAAUCUGUGUAAGAAGUAUGAUUGUAUAUGUAUAUCUGAUGAAGUUUAUGAAUGGAUGAUUUACGAUGACAAUAAACAUCUCAAAAUAGCUUCUUUACCUGGUAUGUGGGAGAGAACAGUAACAAUGGGAAGUGCUGGUAAAACAUUUAGUGCUACUGGAUGGAAAUUAGGAUGGGGAGUUGGUCCAGAUCAUCUGAUUAAACCGAUGCAGAUCUUGCAUCAGAACUGUAUAUACACCUGUCCAACACCUAUACAGGAGGCAGUAGCAGAAGGUCUGGAGUAUGAAUUAUCUGUUCAAGACAAGAAAGAAGAAUGUUACCUGACCAGUCUUGCUCUUGAAUUAAAACCUAAACGUGACGCUCUAGCUAAAUCAUUGACAGAAAUUGGUAUGAUACCCACAAUCCCUGAUGGUGGAUAUUUCAUGAUGGCCGAUAUUUCUAAUUUAAACAUAGAUAUUCCAGAUGAUGGCACUAAGGAUCCUUAUGAUUUUAAAUUUGUACGAUGGCUGUGUAAAGAAAAGAGAUUAUCUGUGAUACCGCCCUCAGCUUUCUAUAACCAGGAACAUAAAAAUCUUGGAGAGAAGUUUGUCAGAUUUUGUUUUAUAAAGAAAGAUGAAACUCUAGCCAAAGCAGAUGAAAUUUUCAAGGAAUGGAAAGCUUCACAAGGAAAAUAAGCAUUGAUUGGUUUUGAAAGCGAUUGGAUGUUAAUAGUGAUAAUUGGAUGAAAUGAUUUGACAACCAAAGACAAAAAUUAUGAAUUAAAAUUAUAUUUUUUGUUAUUAAACUGAAUUACUGAACACGACCACGUUAUUUAAAAAAAGGCAACUUGUAUCUGAUGGUGUUUUUUUUUAGCAUAAAUUGAGUUUGUGGACGUGAACAGUAACAUUCCAUGUUCACUCUGUGAGAUCAGUAACUGCCCAUCAUCAUACUGUGAGAUCUGUUGAUACACUUUAUAUUUCACAUAUUUUCAAAGCAUUCUAGCAUUUAAAAAAAUGCCUAAAUCCGUAUAUUUGAUUACAUUGAAUGAAAUCAUGUUUUAAUGGCUGUAUAUUUGUGAACAGAAAAAUUAUUUUUUUUGGUUUUUAGAUUAAGCCUGGAAUAAAUCACCAUUUACUGAUGAAUAAAUGAUCUAAAUGGUUGUGUCACUUACAUAUGUUUACUUGAAUUGUGAUUCCAGUAGUAAUUUAUGUAGGUUAGAUAACAGAUACAUACUGCCGCAUGAGAGUAAGAUUGACAAUAUUUUUCUAUAUAUGUGAAAAAAAAAACCACACAAAUAUAUGAUACAUAAGAUAGUCAAAGAACUAGCUGUUAGGUGAGCAACAAGUUAUUUUUUUUAAAAGAGAAUUUGGAAAUGAUAAAGUAUUAAACAUGAUUGGUAGGCUAUGUUGACAUUGCUUUAAUAAACUACCAGAAACAUUAAUAUAGUCAGCUUUAUCAAAUCCAUUUUACUCUUCUAGUCAUUUGUUGGUAAAAAAUCUAAACUGUUAUUUAUUUAUAUUUUCACACUAAAAUUUUGGAGGCUGAAUAUUAAACUGCUUUUCUUUAAUCAGUGAUUUUUCUUUUAUCAAGUUGUUUAUUCAAGCUUUGGUCAGGAUUAUUUUAUUUGUAAAGCGCCUUUAUAUUUUUAUUGUCAUGAAAUAUAGGGCAUCAGAAUUUGUUAAUAUUGUAAGACCACAGUAAAAAAAUUCAAGAUUGUCAUCCUUGCCUUUCUUUAGAAUAUACCAACUGCCUAAGAAAAAAAAUAUAGCUGAAGUUUGCCACUUGAAAGAAGGAAAGCAAGUUCAUAAAUUUAAAACAGUUCUUUUCUUUAGCAGAAGUGAAAUGAAAGGGAAAUUUGCUUACCUGCUCAAGUUUAUUUUUGAUUGAGAAACUAAAUGUUAUUUAUAUAGUCUUAAGGUGGUACAUAACAAUACAGGGAGAUAACUCUGUAAAAAUCAGCUGAACGUUUUAAUCAUGUUCUAUUGUCAAGGAAAUAUUAAGAUUCUUAAUGAUCAAAAUUAGUGUUUGUCAAACUGCUAUGUAUCCAAUGAAAUUUUUCCAAUAAAGUGUGUGGUACAAGUUUUUUGAAAUUUUUAUAUUUUUAUCAAAGGGUCAAAGUAAAUAUUUUGUCAAAUUUUUAUGAAAAUUAAACGAGCCAAAUUAAUUUUAGUCAAGGUGUUUGGUACCACCUUAAGGUAUCAACAUAGUUAAUGUAUACAAUAUGUCCUGUUUCAAUUAUAUCUGGAUAAAAUGUUUUACAGAUUUGUUUUAAAGUCUUGUUAUGGAAGACCAAUGUUUGUUAUUUUAUGAUAGACUGUGAGUUUGACCGUAUGAAUGGAUAUUGUCACUCUUUUUGGAAUAUUGAUAUUUGACUCUCAGUCAGUGUUGAUCGCUGUUAAUAAUAUUUAAUUAGUAAUAAAUGGAAAAGAAAUA
Messenger RNA from Mytilus californianus (California mussel), 3170 nucleotides. Its product is annotated as kynurenine aminotransferase-like. Lineage: Eukaryota; Metazoa; Mollusca; Bivalvia; Mytilida; Mytilidae. Gene Ontology annotation, cellular component: mitochondrion; cytoplasm. Gene Ontology annotation, molecular function: L-kynurenine:2-oxoglutarate transaminase activity; pyridoxal phosphate binding. The coding region runs from base 44 to 1432 and encodes 462 amino acids. Gene Ontology annotation, biological process: biosynthetic process. The record is from RefSeq and is a predicted model, not a curated record. The transcript is spliced from 14 exons.